Molecule: messenger RNA, 1455 nt
Organism: Vigna angularis (adzuki bean)
Lineage: Eukaryota; Viridiplantae; Streptophyta; Magnoliopsida; Fabales; Fabaceae
Product: AT-hook motif nuclear-localized protein 20
Exons: 2
Coding region: 1-1137 (378 amino acids)
Cellular component (GO): nucleus
Molecular function (GO): minor groove of adenine-thymine-rich DNA binding; DNA-binding transcription factor activity
Source: RefSeq, a predicted model, not a curated record
AUGGGACUCGAGGAGGUGGACGCGCGCGAGUUGCGGCGGCAGACGGUGACUCGGUUCUCGGAGGAUCUUCGAUCUGUGUGUUUUGCGGCGGCAGACGACGAUCAUGUCGUUCAGGAGGUCAAGUUGUUGGCAAAGAAGGAGGAUCUGCUCUUGGAAUGGUUUUGCGACGGUGAGGAAGAUGAGAUUGAAUCACACAAAAGGGUGUUGGUGAGAAGGUUGAUCUCUGGUUCUUCAGAGAGGAGAGAAGAUGAGGUUGAAGUUGGCGAGGAAGAGGAGAAGUUUGCAGUAACUCUGGCAAAUCCUUGGUGGACAGGUCAGGGAGGGUUAUCUGGGGUUGACCCAGGAACCCAUUCGCCUGGCCUAAGCAAACGCCACACAGACCUUGCAAUCAAUGAAACCAGUGGUGGCCAUAAUAUAGAAGAAGAUGAAGACAAUAGAGAUGAACCGAGAGAAGGUGCAGUUGAGGUUGGAACUCGCAGACCGAGAGGAAGACCUCCCGGAUCCAAAAACAAGCCAAAACCACCAAUUUUCGUAACAAGGGACAGCCCAAACGCCCUGAGGAGUCAUGUGAUGGAGAUAACUGGAGGGGCUGAUGUUGCCGAAAGUGUGGCCCAAUUCGCAAGAAGGCGUCAGCGUGGGGUUUGUGUACUCAGUGGGAGUGGCUCCGUGGCCAAUGUCACUCUUAGACAACCUGCUGCUCCUGGAGCUGUGGUGGCACUUCAUGGGAGGUUUGAGAUUUUGUCCCUCACUGGGACUUUUUUACCUGGUCCUGCUCCUCCAGGAUCCACAGGACUCACAGUGUAUCUUGCUGGAGGCCAGGGCCAAGUACUAGGAGGGAGUGUUGUUGGGCCUCUAGUUGCCACAGGACCAGUGAUGGUGAUUGCUGCAACUUUUUCUAAUGCAACAUAUGAGAGACUUCCACUUGAUGAAGAUGAAGAAGGGCCUAGUUCCGCCGCCGCGGUACAAGGAGGAGGAUCGCCACCGCCACUUGGAAUUGGAAGCGGUGGGGGUGGGCAAUUGCAGGGUGGGAUUCCAGAUCCAUCAUCUUUGCCUUUGUAUAAUCUUCCACCGAAUGGAGGAGGGGGGCAAGUGGGGCAUGAAGCCCUUGCUUGGGCUCAUGGACGGACACCUUUCUGAAUUGCAAAACGCGGUAGAAGAAGGCAUGGAUGGAGUCAUCUAAUAAUCAAAUUUAACCUGCUUAUUGUAUUCAUCUUGUGCUGUAUUUUGAAGGCUAGGAAUCGGAAGAGUUUGCAAGGUUAGACUACUAAUUAUAUAUAUAUAGUUGUGAAGAACAGUGAGAGAAGAAGCUAGCCAGCUACCAAGCAAGCAUGCUUAUUUUAUGAUGUACAUGGAUUAUGAACCAUCUUUUUUCUCUUUUGCUUCUGUGUUUUGAAUAAAAAAGAUGAUCAUGGGCGUCUUUUAAAAUAUUUAUGAAUAAUUUACUAGUUUUUUCUC